Messenger RNA from Sinocyclocheilus grahami, 2311 nucleotides. Its product is annotated as synaptic vesicle glycoprotein 2A-like. Gene Ontology annotation, cellular component: neuron projection; synaptic vesicle membrane. The record is from RefSeq and is a predicted model, not a curated record. The coding region runs from base 278 to 2311 and encodes 677 amino acids. The transcript is spliced from 12 exons. Gene Ontology annotation, biological process: chemical synaptic transmission; transmembrane transport. NCBI's taxonomy places the organism in Eukaryota, Metazoa, Chordata, Actinopteri, Cypriniformes, Cyprinidae. Gene Ontology annotation, molecular function: transmembrane transporter activity.
UCACACGCGCCUUCUUUACAGGGUGAAGACACAGGCAAUGUCACACAGCCCUCCUCAUCAUCACGACUAAAAACUCACCUAUCUUACACACAAUUAUUCCAGCAUUUGGGAAAAAUAAUAACCGAAUCGCACUGACUGCUGUGUAGAGCUCUGAGCUCUAGAAGGUGCUGUCCAAGGUCCUGAACUUCUCCAGCCCAGCUUCACUCUACUACAUGCUAACAGGCAGCUCCUGACACCCAGUUCCAGCACUCUUUACAUCAACGCACGACUUUGAACCAUGGAGGAGGGUUACAGAGACCGUACGGCAUUCAUUAAAGGUGCUAAGGACAUUGCAAAAGAGGUCAAAAAGCAAGCAGGUAAAAAGGUGGGCCGCCAUGUGGACAAGAUGACUGACGAGUACACCAAACGCUCUUAUACCCGCUUCGAAGAGGAAGACGAUGAUGACGAUUACCCCGUGCAGGCCCAGGACGGCAGCUACUACCGCAGCAACAGCAGGGCCAACGACGACGAAGGAGCUCACAGUGACUCCACAGAAGGCCACGAUGAGGAUGAUGAGAUCUACGAGGGCGAAUACCAGGGCAUCCCCAGGAAUGACUCCGUUGAGAAGGCCGAUAGACAGGUGGGCGAAGUGGGACAGUCUCAGUUCCGGGACAUAACACAGUACGAGGGGGAAAGGAGGAAGGACCAGGAGGAGCUAGCCCAGCAGUACGAGACCAUCCUCCAGGAGUGUGGCCACGGCCGCUUCCAGUGGACCCUGUACUUUGUGCUGGGUCUGGCCCUCAUGGCUGAUGGCGUGGAGAUCUUCGUGGUGGGCUUCGUACUACCCAGUGCUGAGAAAGACAUGUGUUUGUCUGAGCCCAACAAAGGGAUGCUGGGUCUAAUUGUGUAUCUGGGUAUGAUGGUGGGUGCCUUUGUGUGGGGAGGUCUGGCUGACAGAAUCGGCCGCAGACAGACCCUUCUUAUCUCUCUCUCCAUCAACAGUGUCUUUGCUUUCUUCUCCUCCUUUGUCCAAGGAUAUAGCUCUUUUCUGUUCUGUCGUCUGCUCUCCGGCGUGGGGAUCGGUGGCUCUAUUCCCAUUGUGUUCUCGUAUUACUCUGAGUUUCUGGCUCAAGAGAAGCGUGGUGAGCACUUGAGCUGGCUCUGCAUGUUCUGGAUGAUUGGAGGCAUCUACGCUGCUGCCAUGGCCUGGGCCAUCAUUCCCCACUAUGGCUGGAGUUUCCAAAUGGGCUCAGCCUACCAGUUUCACAGCUGGCGAGUGUUUGUGCUGGUGUGUGCGUUCCCGGCCGUCGCCGCUAUCGCUGCGCUGACCACCAUGCCAGAGAGCCCACGCUUCUUCCUGGAGAACGGAAAACAUGAUGAAGCAUGGAUGAUUCUGAAACAGGUCCAUGACACCAACAUGAGGGCCAAGGGCUACCCGGAGAGGGUUUUCUCUGUCACCACUAUUAAGACGGUGAAACAGAUGGAUGAGUUGGUUGACAUGGGUGGAGACGCCACAGCCUGGCAUCAGCGCUGGAGGAUCAAGCUGACCAACCUCUUCCAUCAGGUGUGGAGCAACUUCCUGACAGUGUUUAAUCCAGAGUACCGGAGGAUCACCUACAUGAUGAUGGCUGUGUGGUUUUCCAUGUCCUUCAGCUACUACGGGCUGACUGUUUGGUUCCCUGACAUGAUCAAAUACCUGCAGAAACAAGAGUACUCCUCACGCACAAAGGUCUUCAUCAAAGAGAAAGUGGAGCAUGUGACCUUUAACUUCACCCUGGAGAACCAGAUCCACCGGAAUGGAGAGUACUUCAACAACAAGUUCUUGAAUCUGAAGAUGAAGUCUAUGGUAUUUGAAGACUCCCUGUUUGAGGAAUGCUACUUUGAGGAUAUCACGUCAAGCAACACCUUCUUCAAAAACUGCACCUUCAUCUCCACCCUCUUCUACAACACAGACUUGUUCAAGUACCGGCUGAUCAACAGCAAACUCAUCAACAGCACCUUUCUGCAUAACAAAGAGGGCUGUAUGCUGGAUUUCAGCGAUGAGAACAAUGCCUACAUGAUCUAUUUUGUUAGCUUCCUUGGCACACUUGCCGUCCUGCCCGGGAAUAUUGUGUCAGCUCUGCUCAUGGACAAGAUCGGACGUCUAAGAAUGCUGGCCUUCGGGUUUCUGAACGCCCUCUGUAAGUUAGCUGCAGUUUUGGGUAUAAGCAUCUUCCAGUCGUUCGUGGGCAUCACUAAAGCGGUGCCCAUCCUCUUCGCCUCGGGGGCUUUGGCAGUCGGAAGCUUCUUGGCCCUCAAGCUCCCUGAGACUCGUGGUCAGGUGCUUCAAUAG